CCCUUCCCACUUCUAUUCUGACCGUCUAUGUCUAUGAAAAUCAUCUAAUAUCUUUCUCAAAGACAUAUGAAGAACCUCCGCACCGGCCAGGAAUAUGCUGCAGAAGUGAAAGCAGACUCUCCCGACGACCCAAAGUUUCAUAUUUGUCUUGGACCUGGUGUUGCUCAGUUCUUCCAGGAGUGGGCCACUGCGAAAGACAGAGCAGAUCUACCGAUAUUCAACAAUGUCACAUUUACCGACAUGAUAGUUAUGGAUCGCCGUGGCCAAUGUCAUGAUCUCAGUUCGGGGACGGAGGACUACUGGAACAUGAUUGACGCAGACAGGAAGGUUGCCGUACCGGAGGGAAUCAACGGUAAGAGUUUUGUAGUCUACUCCCCCGGGGGGGAAACAUGGAUACCACACAAGAAUGCCCAGUGCUGAUCGAUCGUCCUUUACUCGACGGAUUAAACAUUACAAAGGUCUAGGAAACCCUUCUCAAUAUUAGUAGAUCGCCGAAUUAACUAUUACUCAACAACUUCUCAACUGCCCAUUUAACAGAGAAAUUC
Messenger RNA from Daldinia caldariorum, 545 nucleotides. RefSeq lists its product as uncharacterized. The coding region runs from base 67 to 420 and encodes 117 amino acids. The record is from RefSeq and is a predicted model, not a curated record. NCBI's taxonomy places the organism in Eukaryota, Fungi, Ascomycota, Sordariomycetes, Xylariales, Hypoxylaceae. The transcript is spliced from 2 exons.